This is a messenger RNA of Micropterus dolomieu (smallmouth bass), 3622 nucleotides long. RefSeq names its product DEAH (Asp-Glu-Ala-His) box polypeptide 33 (gene dhx33). Gene Ontology annotation, cellular component: intracellular anatomical structure; nucleolus. The record is from RefSeq and is a predicted model, not a curated record. NCBI's taxonomy places the organism in Eukaryota, Metazoa, Chordata, Actinopteri, Centrarchiformes, Centrarchidae. Gene Ontology annotation, biological process: positive regulation of transcription by RNA polymerase I. The coding region runs from base 155 to 2200 and encodes 681 amino acids. Gene Ontology annotation, molecular function: ATP binding; RNA binding. The transcript has 12 exons.
AUUUUACCACGUGGGGACGUUUUUGCAGAGGCAGCAAAACAUCUGCAGUGAUGCUUGCGUGUCUGUCAGUGGGCAUGAAAAUAAACUUUUGACAAACAAGAAUCUGAAGAAAGAGCCGCGAAGGAUUUGCUAACCGGGUCACUUUUUCCAGACCAUGCCCCACGACUCCGACCCUCCUCCGGCUAAAAAAUUCAAGCCGGGGUCUGUUUUCUUCCGUCUCGAUAAGAAUAAACCUGGAAUGCUGCUGCCUAGAAAGGGAAUUGCAACCACUCCGAUAGACGUCCAGCGGAAACAGCUUCCAAUCUACCAGGCGAAACCUCAGCUGCUGAACCAACUGAGACAGCUUCACAAUGCUAUUCUCAUAGGGGAGACUGGCUCUGGGAAGACCACUCAGAUCCCUCAGUAUCUGUAUGAGGCCGGCAUCGGACGACAGGGCAUCGUCGCCAUCACUCAGCCCCGUCGAGUUGCUGCAAUCUCACUGGCAGGAAGGGUGGCAGAGGAGAAGAGGACUCAACUUGGCAAGCUGGUUGGCUACACGGUGCGUUUUGAGGAUGUCACGUCCUCUGAGACAAAGCUGAAGUUCAUGACAGAUGGCAUGCUUCUGCGUGAGGCCAUCGGAGACCCCUUACUGCUGCGCUACACUGUAGUGGUGCUGGAUGAAGCUCAUGAGCGCACCGUGCACACUGAUGUGCUGUUCGGCGUGGUUAAGACUGCUCAACACAGGCGCAGAGAGCUUAAUAAGAUUCCCCUGAAGGUCAUAGUGAUGUCAGCCACGAUGGAUGUGGAUUUGUUCUCUGAGUAUUUCAACAAGUCACCUGUACUCUACCUGGAGGGCAGGCAGCAUCCCAUUCAGAUCUACUACACCAAGCAGUCCCAGUCAGACUAUCUGCAGGCUGCACUCAUCUCUGUCUUCCAGAUCCACCAGGAGGCUCCUCCGUCCCACGACAUCUUAGUCUUCAUGACGGGUCAGGAGGAGAUCGAGGCUCUGGCGAGGACGUGCCGAGACAUCGCCAAGCAUCUCCCCGAUGGCUGUGGGCCCAUGGUAGUAAUCCCUUUGUACGCAUCGCUGCCCCCAGCACAGCAGCUCAGGGUCUUUCAUCCAGCUCCGAAGGGAUGUAGGAAGGUCAUCCUCUCAACCAACAUUGCUGAGACGUCAGUCACAAUCUCUGGGAUCAAAUACGUCAUAGACACAGGGAUGGUGAAGGCCAAACGUUUCAAUCCUGACAGCGGGCUGGAGGUGCUAGCAGUACAGCGGGUCUCUAAAGCCCAGGCGUGGCAGCGAGCGGGCCGGGCUGGCAGGGAGGACUCUGGUUCCUGCUAUCGUCUCUACACUGAGCAGGAAUUUGACAGCCUCAUCCCCAUGACUGUGCCUGAGAUCCAGAGGUGUAACUUAGCCAGUGUGAUGCUGCAGCUCAUGGCUCUGGGUAUUCCAGAUGUAAUGAAUUUUGAUUUCAUGUCCAAGCCUUCUCCAGAGGCCGUUCGUUCUGCUGUGGAGCAUUUAGAGCUGCUGGGAGCUGUAGAGAGGAAGGAGGGGCAGGUUUUCCUCACUGCUCUGGGAAAGAAGAUGGCAAGCUUCCCUCUGGAGCCUAGAUAUGCCAAGACUAUCCUGUUGUCCCCGAACUUCUCCUGUUCUGAGGAGAUUUUGACCAUAGUGUCUCUGCUGUCGGUGGACACUGUACUGUAUAACCCUCCAGCCCGGCGGGAAGAGGUGCUUGCUGUGCGCAAGAAGUUCAGCUCCAGCGAAGGAGACCACAUGACACUGCUCAACAUUUACAGAGCGUUCAAGAAAGUCAGUGAUAAUAAGGAGUGGUGUCGGGAGAACUUUGUCAACAGCAGGAACAUGGGUCUGGUGAAAGAGGUCCAGGCUCAGCUCAAAGACAUCUGCCUUAAGCUGAAUUUGAAGCUGGAGUCAUGUGGAGCAGACACAGGGAACGUUCGCCGCUGCCUUGCCCAUGGGAUGUUCGUCAACGCUGCGGAGCUACAAUCUGACGGCAGCUACUUAGCUCUGGACACACACCAGCCUGUGGCCAUCCACCCCUCCUCCGUCCUUUUCCAGGCCAAGCCAGCAUACGUGGUCUUCAACGAGCUUCUGCACACCUCCCGCUGCUACAUGAGAGACCUAUGUUUGGUGGAUGCCGACUGGCUGUUGGAUGCAGCACCGGAGUACUUUGGCCGCAAACUCCGACCCACUAAGAGCUAACCAACAGAGAAACAGGACUGAAGUAAAUCUCUGCAAGGUCACCUUCCUCAAAUGACCCAGUGACAAUAAAACUGGGAAAUGUCUUCUCUUCACAAAGCUGGAUUUAGAUAAAGACGUUUAUUGAUUUCUUACUAGUGCAAGUCAGAACAGAACAUUUUCUGUGUAGUAGACUUCUCUGGAUUUCACUACCUCCCAGUUGACAAGCUUUUGGCAUGUGUCACUGCAGCAGAGAUCUGCAUAUUGAGGCCUCACAACUUUAACUUCCUGCAAGACCGUCAUUGAGAUUUUAUAAACUGUGUUUCUUCUGCCUGAUAGUAUUUCACUUUGCCAUUUGGUUUAACACCUUAAAGAGUGUUUUUGAGGUGUCAUGCACAACAUCUUAACAUUUGCAUGCAUUAUCACAGCACAGAAAACCUCACAGGAGGACACAUCUUUAAGUAAGCAGCGUCUUGGGCUGAUAUGAUUUAUCAGUUUAUUCUCUUCAUGUGUGAAAUUCGCGAAAUUUUGUACUUAAUUGUCAAGCCACCUACCCAACAAGAUUCAGACGGCUCAGUGGAGCAGAUGGUAGUUGUUCUGUUCUGCACAGUUUUGAAUAACUGAGGAGUUUACUGACUAUUUGCCUCUGAAAUGUUAGCUUCUCGGAAGCUAAAAAAAGCAGUCUUGUCUUGAGCUUUUCCACCAUGUCGUUUUUGGUUAAACAAAGUGGUCUUAAAGGGUUUUAUAUAUGCAAUAACAGUAGAUUUGUCCUAAUCUAUGAAGUUACGUAAUUACAAGAAAACAUGGAAAUCACCAAAGUUGUAGUUAAAAAUAUGAGGUUUUCAGACAUCACGAUGACUUGAUUUCACUUUGAUAAUUACUCUACAUGCAGCACCCGUCUUAUCUUGUGCAUGCCCUUUUCUACAUGAUUGUAUCACCAGUUUCGAAAAUACAUGCACAUCAGGAGAAGUAGCAUGCCUUAUUCUCCAGGUUCUACACUUUGCUGUUCUGUUACUCAGCCUCUGUACAGACUACACAAAGAUGUAUGCUGACAACAAAUGUAUGCAAUGCAUGGAGAUUAUAGUUAAGGAUCUGAUCACUCAGGUCUUUCAUACUUUGUAGAAUGUUAUGGAACAGAUAGGAUGCUCCUCCUGUCUUUUUUACGCUGGACUCAGGAUUGUACAAUAUACAUUAUAACCAGAAUAAAUUACAUAAACAAUUUCUAGCUUUUAAAAAUGCCAAACACCAAAUGCACUUGGGGUUGCUGUAGAGAACUGUGAGACUAUAUUAUAAAGAGGAUGUAUGUUCAGUGUUUGAAUCUCUUACAGGUCAUGCUGCUCAUGUUCUUUAGAAGAUUUCUUUUCCAGUCACAAAGGAAAAGUAGACUGUUUAAGAUUGACAUAGUAUAAAGUUUGUAAGAUUAAAUGCACGGCUUUGAUGAGUUUA